GUCUGUAGGCGGUCCCUUCCUACCGGAGAUUGUGCAGUUUCGUUUACUUUUUGUUUGAACUGAAGACCGGCUUCUUUGUCAACUCUUUCAAAUAAGACGAAAUGGCGGCGAUAAACACAAAACUGAUCAUCAGUCCUGUACAGAGAGUUCGCUCCAAAAGUGACACUUCUGGAUUUAGGUCCAGGAUACUUCGGCUCACCACUGCAAGUUCUGUUGACGGGUUGGAGAAGACAUCACUUGCUAACUCUGAUGUGGUAAUUCCAGGACAUCAUACACCUCCACUCAAAGGAAGAGGCAAGCUUUCUUCAUUGGGAAACAUUUUUAAACCUUGGAAAUGGAGGAAGAAGAAAACAAGUGAAAAGUUUCAAGAAACCUCAGCAGUGUUGGAGAGAAAAAUAUCCACAAGGGAAAGUCGGGAAGAAUUAAUAAGAAGAGGUGUUCUCAAGGAAAUUCCUGAUCAAGAAACGUCAAACGGACACACAGUGCAUAUCUGCAUAGAGCCAGUAGCAGAAGAGAUUCAAGUGGACAGUGAAAUGCAGGAUGACUCUUCAGAGGGGAAGAAAACAUCACCAACUGAUGAAACAGAAGACAAAAAAGCCAAAUCCUCUCAACCUAAAAAAGCUGCUUCUUCAAAGCCAGUUUCACAACCAUCAUCUUCAACACCAUCAACAUUUUCAACCACAACAGGUCGGCAAAAAGUUUCCAAGGACAGUUCUGCAGGCAAAAAAGGCAACUCUGGAGCCCCUAAGGUUCAGAAGAAACCUACAAAACAGCCAGAGCAUCAUGAAGUCCCAACAACAAACUCCCCAAAGAUUACUCCUGGACCUAGUCCCAGCAGCUGCCUUCCAGAAGCGGAAGAGGCUGGUGACUCAGUCUGUAAAGAGCCUGCAGAAUCAGAACUGCUACCCAGCGAACAAUCAGCUCCCCAACAGCCUUCACCUCCACCUCCACCAACUAACACCCCUCUUGACAUAACUGCUGAAGAGCCACCAAAUGGCCAACCUGCUGUAGAAAAGAAUGCUUCAUUUCCAUCUCCAUCUGUAUCCAGUUCAAACUCCAGUGAUCAACUUCAGGUUGAACAAAUGCAGGACAAUGGAGAGGAAACCAAUGGACCUCAGGCUGAAGACAAGAACAUCUCUGGGGGAAAUGAAUCUUGCUCCUCGAGUGAAGAGGUGGAAGAAUCAUCUGGUCAGAUACACCAGGUGUUUAUACCCACGUCUUCUGGGGUUACAUUGAUACCGAACAAAGAAAAUGAAGUGAACGAUUCUGACUCAGACGGUCCUGUACUCUACAGAGAUGAGGAAGAUGAGGAUGAUGAAUACACUUCAAGUUCACUUGCAAAUAAAAUCCACCGGAAAGACACUUUAGCUAUUAAACUCGGCAACAGACCAAGCAAAAAAGAGCUUAAAGACAAGAACAUUUUACCACAAACUUCAGAAGAGAAAAAACAGGAAAUCAGACAACAACUGUUCAGGCGCCUGAGCCAAAGACCAACACCAGAAGAGUUGGAACAGAGAAACAUCCUGAAGCAGAAAAACAAACAAGAGGAGCAAGAGGCCAAACAAGAGCUCAAAAGAAGUCUGUCUCGAAAGCUUAGUUUAAGACCAACAGUUGCUGAGCUUGUUGCACGUAGAAUACUCCGGUUUAAUGAGUACGUGGAGGUAACAGAUGCCAAGGAUUACGACCGGCGAGCUGAUAAGCCAUGGACAAGGCUUACACCUGCUGAUAAGGCUGCAAUCCGAAAAGAAUUGAAUGAAUUUAAAAGCACAGAAAUGGAAGUACACAAAGACAGUAAACAAUUCACAAGGUUCCACCGGCCCUAAUGCUGUGGAUCAGAGUGGUACACGGCUCUCCAGAAAAUGUGCGCUGGAACUUCUGUGUUAUGCUGCACAUGAUCCAGCAGGUCAUUAUUCAGCUAUGGAGAUAAAUCAUUGGAGGUGAUGGACAUUGCACCAGUCGGUUAGCUCCAGCAUGGCCAUGUUCAAUUUUCAUGAGGCCUACUUUCGGAAAAUCAGCAGACCAGCCCAGAAGGGGGAAAGAGCUGGCCUUGACAAACAUUAUUGUUCCAAGGUUUGAUCUCCAUUAGAUCCAACUACUGAACUAAUAGCAUUUACAUUCAAGGUGUUAUAGACAGCCAUUUUAAUUCCAUGAAUUUAAGGAGACUACUGUUUUUUUUUGUUUUUCUUUUUUUUUUUCAUUUUAUAUAGAGGCUGUAUUUCAAUUAUCAGUGAAAUGUUCCUAUUUUCGUAAAUAUUUGGAUUUGCAAAAUACUGUACUUCCAACAGUUAAAACAGUAUUUACACAUUAUUAAACAUGCAUGCAAAGUACCCAAAUUAUCUUUUCCAGACCUGCCAUUAAAUGCCCUCGAUUGUGCAUUUUAUAUACGUGCAUGGUAUACUCAUUAGCGUAUCAUUAUCCAUAAUAUAACAUUAGUGGCAUUAGAUAUGCACAGUUACUUGAAUAGCAGUUUUUUCAUUGUUUAUUAUAUAUCACGUAGCAUAAGCAAUUAAUAUAUCCACAUAAUAUAGUAAUAGAUCAUACCAACACUUCAGCAGAUGCUAAAUUAUAUUGAUCUGCUGUCUGAACAAUUCACCCAUACCUAAAUUUAAACAUGGUAAAUGAAUGUAUAUGGACAGAUAGGGCAGUGUUUAAUAAUAGAUGCUAUUUGUCUUAAAAGCAUCAUUAAAGUGUCAGUUGGAUCUUUAUUUUAAAGAACUAAAAUGAGGAUUAAUAGUGCUUCCUUUUUUAGCAAAAAAAGAAAGAAUUAAACUCUUUUAAAUUAUCUUUUGUUUAUUGUUUUUUUUUUUACAAGCAAAAAGAGAAGAGAAAACACACAUCUUUAAGAAUCAUUGACCAUUUCAAAGUGCAGAGGGAUAGCCAGCGGGUCAGACAGAAAAUCGAUUUUGCCCCUAUCUUAUGUUUUUCAAGCCAUUCUUCCUGUCUGAUUAUGUUCCAACCAGUACUUACUGUAAGGAAGUAAAACAUAUAAGAGAUUCUGUUUGUCUUUGGUGCGUCAAAGCAAAAAUGUGUCCAGUUUUUUUUUUUUUUUUUUUUUGAAGAAGUCCUGGAAAGAAGCUGAUGUAAAAUGUUUUUAUUAUUAUUAUGUACGGGUAGUGGACAAAAAAAUGGAAACACCUGGGUAAAUGAAGGACACCAAGUAUAUUGAAAGCAAGGGCUUCCACACAGGUGUGGCUCAUGUAUUAAUUAAGCAAAUAACAUUCCAGCAUGCUUAGUGUCAUGUAUAAAAAUGCUGGACAGGCCUGGUUGCCUAUAAUUAUGGCUAGCAUGGCUGCAAGAGGAGACCUCAGUGACUUUGAAAGAGUGGUGAUUGUUGGGACGCGUUUGGCAGGAGCUUCAGUGACCAAGACAGCGCAACUUGCUGAUGUUUCAAGAGCAACGGUGUCUAAGGUGAUGUCGGCAUGAAACUCGGAGGGAAAGACAUCAUCAGCAAGGCAAAACAGACGAGCAACUGCAGAUCAAUUGACUGCAAAUUUCAACCUGGGGCACGAGCAGCCAGUUUCAUCAAAAACGGCCUGCCGAGAGCUCCACAGAGCAGGAUAUCGUAGUGGUCCAACGCCCUAUUAACUGACUUUACAUUGGUGUUUCCAUUUUUUUGUCCACUACUUGUAUAUAUUUUUUGUAGACAAUCUAAAUAAAAUCCUCUUUAAUUUC
Messenger RNA from Acipenser ruthenus (sterlet), 3672 nucleotides. RefSeq names its product phosphatase and actin regulator 2-like. Gene Ontology annotation, biological process: actin cytoskeleton organization. The coding region runs from base 102 to 1823 and encodes 573 amino acids. NCBI's taxonomy places the organism in Eukaryota, Metazoa, Chordata, Actinopteri, Acipenseriformes, Acipenseridae. The transcript has 12 exons. Gene Ontology annotation, molecular function: actin binding. The record is from RefSeq and is a predicted model, not a curated record.